Messenger RNA from Drosophila eugracilis, 5580 nucleotides. It is a transcript of the gene MRP, whose product is annotated as multidrug resistance-associated protein 1. Gene Ontology annotation, cellular component: membrane. Gene Ontology annotation, biological process: transmembrane transport. Bases 246 to 4901 code for a protein of 1551 amino acids. NCBI's taxonomy places the organism in Eukaryota, Metazoa, Arthropoda, Insecta, Diptera, Drosophilidae. The record is from RefSeq and is a predicted model, not a curated record. Gene Ontology annotation, molecular function: ATP hydrolysis activity; ABC-type transporter activity; ATP binding. The transcript is spliced from 13 exons.
CGAAUUCAGUUGCCUUUUUAGCUCGUUACGAGCCGGUUGUUCGUCGAUAUUUUGUGCUCUACUGUUGCUAUUGCUGUCCUCAAUCCAUCCAAAACCGAUCCAAUCCCAACCGCUUCGAUUCUAUUCUCUCCGAUCUGUUCGAAUCGCAGCGAUUUUUUUUCAACGUCGAGUUACCACAUCGCCCGAUAUAGCUAUAUUCAUAACCCAGUUGCACGUGGAAGAGGUUGUCGAGAAGACGAGUGACCAUGGCGGAGGACACACUUUCGCCGAUGGACAGAUUCUGCGGCUCCACAUUCUGGAACUCAACGGAAACAUGGUAUACCACCGAUCCUGACUUCACUCCAUGCUUUGAGCAGACGGCUCUGGUCUGGACGCCCUGCGCCUUUUACUGGGUAUUCGUAAUUUUCGACUUCUAUUACCUGAAAGCCAGUCUGGAUAGGAAUAUACCAUGGAACAAGCUAAGCGUAAGCAAGGCCUUGGUGAAUCUCGGUCUGCUGGUCAUCACUGCCCUGGAUUUGAUUAUGGCUCUAAUCAAGAAGGGCGGUGACUCUGAGCUGCCCCUCUACGACCUGGAUGUUUGGGGUCCCAUCAUCAAGUUCGCCACCUUCUUGCUGAUCUUCAUAUUCAUCCCGCUGAAUCGGAAGUAUGGCGUGCAGACCACGGGCUGCCAGUUCCUUUUUUGGUUCUUGCUUACCGUGCUAUCAAUUCCUCGCUGCCGCACUGAAGUUCGGUUGGAGGCUGAUCGCCAGGAUAUCCUAAACUCUGAUCAGCCCACCAAACCAGACUUCUCCUGGGAGGAGUAUCAGUUCGCCAGCUUCUUCAUCUUCUUCACCUUCACCUGUAUCAUGCUGAUCCUGAACUGCUUUGCGGACGGCAUGCCCAAGCAAACCAAGUACCAGAGGGGCGAGAACGAGAUUCCGGAGCUUUCGGCCAGUUUCCUAUCUAGGAUUACCUAUCAGUGGUUCGAUAGUAUGGCCCUGAAGGGCUACCGCAAUCCGCUUGAAGAGAAGGAUCUGUGGGACCUGAGGCCCCAGGACAGCUGCUCCGAAGUGAUGCCAAUCUUUGCCCACCACUGGAACCAAAACGUGCGCAAAAACUACAAGAGCAAAGCCCGUGUGGAACCUAAAGCACAGUUCAGCAAUGGAAAUGUGACCUUUGAGAAUCCCCAUGGUGAUAAGAAUGGCCGCAAAAAGGGUAUGGCCAGCAUUAUGCCGCCCAUCUACAAGUCCUUCGGAGGCGUCUUCCUUUUUGGCGCCCUGAUGAAGUUAUUUACCGACGUCCUGACUUUUGCCCAGCCACAAGUCUUGAGCUUGAUCAUUACUUUUGUUGAGGCCCAAGAAACAGUAGCGGAGCCCGAGUGGAAGGGUAUCUUGUACGCCGUCUUGCUCUUCGUUUUGGCCGCUGCCCAAACCUUCAUUCUGGGUCAAUACUUCCACCGCAUGUUUAUUGUCGGUCUGCGGAUCAGGACGGCUUUGAUCAACGCCAUUUACCGCAAGGCCCUGCGCAUUUCUAACUCUACCAAAAAGGAGUCCACCGUGGGCGAGAUCGUCAACCUGAUGGCCGUGGAUGCCCAGCGUUUCAUGGAGUUGACUACUUACCUAAACAUGAUCUGGUCGGCGCCUCUGCAGAUCGGUCUGGCUUUGUAUUUCCUUUGGCAGCAAUUGGGACCGUCUGUGCUGGCCGGUCUGGCUGUGAUGAUUAUCCUGAUUCCCGUUAACGGAGUGAUUGCAAGUCGCAUCAAGACCUAUCAGAUUAGGCAGAUGAAGUACAAGGACGAGCGUGUUAAGCUGAUGAACGAAGUCCUGAGUGGCAUUAAGGUCCUCAAGUUGUACGCCUGGGAGCCGAGUUUCGAGAAGCAAGUGUUGGACAUCCGUGACAAGGAGAUUGCGACUCUGCGAUCCACGGCCUAUUUGAACGCGGGAACUUCGUUCCUUUGGUCCUGCGCCCCCUUCCUGGUUUCAUUAGUCACAUUCGCCACUUACGUUUUAAUCGAUGAAAAUAACGUGCUUGAUGCCACCAAAACCUUUGUCUCAUUAUCAUUAUUCAACAUUCUCCGUUUUCCGUUAACAAUGUUGCCCAUGCUGAUCACCAACCUGGUGCAAACGCAAGUUUCUGUGAAUCGUAUAAAUAAGUUCCUGAACAGUGAGGAACUGGAUCCCAACAGUGUCCUCCACGAUUCCUCAAAGCCUCAUCCCAUGAGCAUUGAGAAUGGCGAGUUCUCCUGGGGCGAUGAGAUCACGUUGCGCAACAUCAACAUUGAAGUGCACAAGAGCAGCCUGGUGGCCCUCGUUGGUACAGUGGGCUCUGGCAAGUCAUCUGUGGUUCAGGCCUUCCUUGGUGAAAUGGAGAAACUUGCGGGCGUUGUCAACACCGUGGGCAAGUUGGCCUAUGUACCUCAACAGGCGUGGAUUCAGAAUGCAACGGUGAGGGACAACAUCCUCUUUGGACAGUCCUACGACCGGAAGCGCUACAACAAAGUGAUCGACGCCUGUGCCCUGCGUGCCGAUAUCGACAUCCUGUCGGCGGGAGAUCUCACGGAAAUCGGUGAGAAAGGUAUUAAUUUGUCAGGUGGCCAGAAGCAGCGUAUCUCGUUAGCUCGCGCCGUGUACAGUGAUGCCGAUCUCUAUCUGCUGGACGAUCCUCUAAGCGCCGUGGACGCUCAUGUGGGCAAACACAUAUUUGAGGAGGUGAUCGGACCCAAGGGCAUGCUGGCCCGUAAAUCUCGUGUGCUGGUCACCCACGGCGUUACUUUCCUGCCCCAGGUAGACAGCAUAUACGUAAUGAAAAUGGGUGAAAUCAGCGAAAGCGGCACAUUCGAUCAACUGGUUAAGAACAAGGGCGCCUUCGCCGACUUCAUCAUCCAGCAUCUGCAGGAUGGCAAUGAAGAGGAGGAGGAGCUUAACCAGAUCAAGCGUCAGAUCUCCAGCACCGGAGAUGUCCCUGAGUUGCUAGGCAGUGUCGAGAAGGCCAUUAAGUUGGCGCGCACGGAAAGCUUGUCGGAUUCUAUCUCCGUUACCUCCGCUGAUAGUUUAAUGGGCGGAGGAGGAAGUCUCCGUCGACGGGCCAAGCGUCAAAACUCCCAUGAUUCUGUGGCCUCCGCUGCUUCCCUGAAAAAGAAGCAGGAGGUCCAAGGCAAGCUGAUUGAAACUGAGAAAUCACAGACUGGUGGUGUGGAGUUCGCCGUAUACAAGCAUUACAUCAAGAGCGUUGGCAUCUUCCUGUCGGUGGCUACAUUGGUACUUAACUUUGUUUUCCAAGCCUUCCAAAUUGGCUCGAAUCUGUGGCUUACACAGUGGGCAAAUGAUCAGAACGUCGGAAAUGACACUGGCCUCAGGGACAUGUAUCUGGGUGUUUAUGGUGCCUUCGGAUUCGGUCAAGGUGUGCUAGCCUACUUUGCGGUGGUCAUCGUCUACCUGGGCGGCUUCCAGGCGGCAAAGACCAUCCACAAUGAGCUGCUGGCCGUCAUAAUCCGAGGCUCCGUGUGCCGCUUCUUCGAUAUCACUCCCAUCGGGCGACUCUUGAACAGUUUUAGCGGCGAUAUGGAUGUUGUCGACGAAGAGUUGCCCGCCACCAUGGAUUCCUUUAUGACCUUUAUCUUUAUGGUUCUGGCUACCAUUGUGGUUAUUAGUUUGUCAACGCCGAUUUUCUUGGCCGUGAUCGUGCCCAUUGCCUUGCUGUACUACUUCGCCCAGCGCUUCUAUGUAGCCACUUCGCGCCAGUUGAUGCGUCUGGAAUCCGUCUCCCGAUCCCCCAUCUAUUCUCACUUCAGCGAAACUGUCACUGGAGCUUCAACUAUCCGUGCCUACAAUGUGGGAGAUCGUUUUAUCGAGGAAUCUGAUGCCAAGGUGGACAAGAACCAGGUCUGCAAGUAUCCCUCCGUGAUUGCCAACCGUUGGCUGGCCAUUCGUCUGGAGAUGGUGGGAAAUCUGAUCAUUCUGUUCGCUUCGCUCUUCGCCGUCUUGGGAGGUCAAACCAAUCCCGGCCUGGUGGGUCUGUCAGUGAGCUAUGCCCUGCAGGUGACCCAAACCCUCAACUGGCUGGUGCGCAUGUCUUCCGAUAUCGAGACAAACAUAGUGUCCGUGGAGCGUAUUAAGGAGUAUGGUGAGACGAAGCAAGAAGCUGCUUGGGAAUUGGAGCAGGACAAGAGCAAGCCCAAGAACUGGCCACAGGAGGGACGCGUCGAGUUCCAGAACUUCCAGGUGCGCUAUCGCGAGGGUCUGGAUCUGGUGCUACGAGGAGUUAGCUUCGACAUCAAGGGAGGCGAAAAGGUCGGCAUCGUUGGUCGCACAGGAGCCGGUAAAUCCAGUCUUACGUUGGCCUUGUUCCGAAUCAUUGAAGCCGCCGGUGGUCGCAUCUCAAUUGAUGGCGUGGACAUUGCCACUAUGGGUCUGCACAUGUUGCGUUCCCGUCUGACAAUCAUCCCACAGGAUCCUGUGCUCUUCUCCGGUUCGCUGCGCAUCAAUCUAGAUCCUUUCGAAAUUAAAACCGAUGACGAGAUCUGGAAGGCUCUGGAGCUGUCUCAUCUGAAGUCCUUUGUAAAGAGUUUGGCAGCUGGUCUGAACCACGAGAUUGCCGAGGGUGGUGAGAAUCUGUCGGUCGGUCAACGCCAGUUGGUUUGCUUGGCACGUGCUCUGCUACGUAAGACCAAGGUCCUGGUACUUGAUGAAGCCACCGCAGCUGUGGAUCUCGAAACAGAUGAUUUGAUUCAGAAAACUAUCCGCACGGAGUUCAAGGAGUGCACUGUCCUGACAAUUGCCCAUCGCUUGAACACUAUUUUGGAUUCGGACAAGGUAAUCGUGUUGGACAAGGGUCAAAUCACUGAGUUUGCCUCUCCCACGGAGCUGCUGGACAAUCCCAAAUCGGCAUUCUACAGUAUGGCCAAGGACGCCAACCUAGUUUAAGAUCCACGAAUGUCAACUUGAAACUCUACGAAACUCAAAUGGAAGAGUGUGUGCCCCAACAACAAAAGAACCCAUAAGAAUAUAGAUGUACGAAAAGAAAUUCAAUGAAAGGUAGCUUUAAGCCAUUUGGCACUGACAACUGGCAGUCGGAAAAUGCUCUACCUCAUGGCUAGGACAAGUAACUAUGAAACAAAGCAAACAAACAAAGCAAAGAAAACAAUAACCAGAAGAAAUUAGCAAAUACCAACUGAUUGUUCAUUAGCCUAAGAGAAAUUAUUCAAGCCAGUUGCGCCUUCGUUGGUAGCUCUAUUUUCGUUUUUAAUAUGUAUAUGUAUUUACAUAGUCAAGUGUAUUUUUCUAUUGUCUAUUGUACUUAGUUUUUUAUGUAACAAAAAGAAACCGAUGUUAGCAGACGUAAAACGAGGACGAUAAGUCCACGAAUGAAAUGAACUUUGAUGAUUGCCACAUAUUUAUGUAUGUACUUAAAUUUAAAAAAAAAAUGUAAAAUGAGAAUGAUACCCAAAACUCACUCAAGAAUUUUUUGCCUUCAACUGAUAAGAUCAGUAAGAGAAAUGGUCAGCGUAGUUAAAUCAAUAUAUUAAAACUUUUGUAAAAUGUACUUACUUAAAUCAAAAAUAAACAAAGGGGAUGAAUAAUCCUCAGGAAAUCCCAAGUGAAA